Molecule: messenger RNA, 3415 nt
Organism: Sinocyclocheilus anshuiensis
Lineage: Eukaryota; Metazoa; Chordata; Actinopteri; Cypriniformes; Cyprinidae
Product: protein 4.1-like
Exons: 22
Coding region: 141-3095 (984 amino acids)
Biological process (GO): actomyosin structure organization
Cellular component (GO): plasma membrane; cytoskeleton
Molecular function (GO): structural molecule activity; actin binding
Source: RefSeq, a predicted model, not a curated record
UAAACACCGUUUUAAAAAAGCUUGGAUAAUUUUGUACAUGGGUUUGCUUGUUGUGUGAACUCUGAGGGAAAGCGGUUUCUGGAUAUAUCUUGUAGUGGAUUAUUUCUACUCGUUGAUGAAUUAAAGGGAAAGCGACUGCCAUGACCACAGACGAGGCGGAGAGCGUUCAUAAGAAACAGGUGUGCGAGCAGCAGCAGGAAGAGGAGAACCUGGCUGCACAGGAGCCAGGCCCCGCUGACACCGUUCAGGACAGCCCCUCCGGCACCUCGCUGCCCCCCGGGGGCUCGGAGGAGGAACAGGAGCUGAAGCCGCGCCAGCGCACCUCUGCUGGCCGCGGCCUCUCCCGCCUCUUCUCCUCCUUCCUGAAGCGCCGCUCGCAGUGCUCGGACGGUGAGGGGGUGGAGACGGAGAGAGCCCGGGACAAGGACGGCCAGGAAGAGCCCAAAGCUCCCAUAGCGGACCCCGAGCCAGAACUGCGCAUAGAGGGCGAUGUUGCUGUAGACCAGCACUCAAUCAGCAGUGCUGAAAACCAGCAAAUCGUAGCAGAUCAGAAGGAAGACGCCAAGCUGGAGUCCGGCAAGGCAGAAAAGGGGGAGAAGGGGGAGAAGAAGGAAAAGAAGGAAAAGAAGGAGAAGAAGGAAAAGAAGGAGAAGAAGGAAAAGAAGAAAAAUGAGGACAAGGCCAAAGGAGAGGAGGGAGAGAAAGACAAGGAGUGUGAGAAGGAAAAAGAAAUAGUAGAGGAAGAGGCCAAGCUGGAAGACGCAGGUGCGGCAGAAACGGAGGUAAAGGAGGAAGGAGAAAAAGAGAAAGAGAAACAGGAGGAGAAUGUGGUGGAGGAGGAGGAGGAGGAGGAGGAGGGGAAGAAGCAGAAAGCAUCUCGCCACCCCGGGAUCCUGCAUUGCAAAGUCAAGCUGCUGGAUGAUACUCUGUUCGAGUGUGAGCUGGAAAAACAUGCCAAAGGCCAGGAGCUGUUUGCUAAAGUGUGUGACCACCUGAACCUGUUAGAGAAGGACUAUUACGGUCUGGCCAUAUGGGAGACGACAACCAUAAAGACAUGGCUGGACUUCACCAAGGAGAUCAGACGGCAAGUACAAGGCACCAACUACGAUUUCACAUUCAAUGUGAAUUUCUACCCGCCUGAUCCUGCCCAGCUAUCAGAAGACAUCACCAGGUACUACUUGUGUUUGCAGCUGCGGAAGGACAUCAAGAAUGGCCGCCUGCCCUGCUCUUUCGUGACCCUGGCCCUGCUGGGAUCUUACGCCCUGCAGUCUGAGCUGGGCGAGUACGACCUCGAGGUUCACGGCACCGACUAUGCCAAGGAGCUCCAGCUUAUCCCAGGACAGACCAAGGAGCUGGAGGAGAAAGUCAUGGAGCUUCACCGCACAUACAGAUCUAUGAGUCCGGCUCAGGCUGAUAUGAUGUUCCUGGAGAAUGCUAAAAAACUGGCCAUGUAUGGGGUUGAUCUCCACCAGGCAAAGGAUCUGGAUGGAGUGGAUAUAAUGCUGGGUGUUUGCUCCAGUGGCCUGAUGGUGUAUAAGGACAAGCUGAGGAUUAAUCGAUUCCCCUGGCCAAAGGUUCUCAAAGUCUCCUACAAACGCAGCAGUUUCUUCAUCAAGAUACGGCCAUCUGACCUGGAACAUUACGAAAGUGCCAUUGGCUUUAAACUGCCCAACUACAAGGCCGCCAAGAAACUGUGGAAAGUGUGUGUGGAGCAUCACACAUUCUUCAGGUUGACGUCCACAGAAGCGGCCACCACUCCCAGGAAGUUCCUGGCUCUGGGAUCGAAGUUCCGCUACAGCGGCCGAACUCAAGCCCAGACCCGCCAGGCCAGCUCCAUGAUCGACAGACCCGCUCCGCACUUCCAGCGCUCCGCCAGUAAGAGGGCGUCUCGCAGCUUAGAUGGAGCCAUGGUCUCGAUCCCAGAUAAGAACGCCCGUCCCGUCAGCGCUCCCAUCAUGUCUCCCAUCUCCCCAGGCGACAUGGCUCCUUCCCCAGUAGCAUCUGCCGCCCACACUGACCGUAAAGAGACAUCCACGCCCACGGGCCGUCCACGCUCCACUGAGAGGAAGAGUGAGGUGAAGGCAGAGGCCCAUGUGACAGGUGGUUCCAAAACACACAGCACCAAAGCAGAGGGCACACCUGAAAUCAAGACGGUAGCCCGGCGAGAACGGCGACACCGUGAUGCCCCGGUGGUGACGGCCACCAAUGGGGAGAGAAAGAGCCAGUCGCCACGGGCGGACACAGAGAUGGUGCGCAUGAGGAAGAAAAGAGCUAAGAAAAUUGAGGGUGAAACUGUUUAUAUCAGACAUAGCAAUUUAAUGUUGGAGGUUUGUAUGGAAACUCUGGAAAUGUCUUGUUUUUGCUGCUGCAUGUAUCACUGCAUGAGAUUCUGUUUCAUCUUGUUUCUUUCUUCAUUCUUCUCACCGCACUCUCUCUCUUGUGUUUUGGUUUGUUUUAGAUGGAAGCGGGCAGCAGGCACGUCCAGGCGACAGCAGGUAAGGGUCAGGUGGGCGCCCACACCAGGAGGCCCGCCGCUGCUGCAGCAUAUGGAGGAGGAUGAAGAAGAUGAUGAUGAUUGCAAUGAAGAAAAAGACUUUGAGGCUCAGGGACAUGGCGUCCAGGUCUCCAUAGCCGUGUCCACAGAGGAACCGGCCCGUGUCUGCCAGCUGUACCCAGUGCUCUCACAGUCUCCUGUGGUGAAGACGAAAACGAUCACCAUUUCUGAUGUCACCAACUCCCUUCGCAGCGAAAUCGCCAGCAAGGACAUCCCGAUUGUGCAUACAGAGACCAAGACCAUCACAUAUGAGUCUGCACAGCCCAACGCGCUUUCAGAGAAGGAGUCCGGGAUGCUGUUGAGUGCUCAGACCAUCACCUCAGAGACCGUCAGCACCACCACCACCACCCAGAUCACCAAGAUGGUGAAAGGCGGGAUCUCAGAGACCCGUAUCGAGAAGAGAAUCGUGAUCACUGGAGACACUGAGAUUGACCAUGAUAAGGCUCUUGCUCAGGCUAUAAAGGAGGCGAAGGAGCAGCACCCUGACAUGUCUGUGACUAAAGUGGUGGUGCAUCAGGAAACAGAGAUCACCCCUGAGUAACUCCUGCGUGAGACACAGGGAGAAAAAAAAUGAGACCAGUCGGGUUUAUGAAUGUGAAAAAACAACGCAAGAUCCCUCACAACCAGCCCCUUCCCAUCAACCCACGAGUUCCCCUAACGGACAAACACUUCCUGUAGCAGCACAUGUCCCACCCAGUCAUUGCCGUCUGAGACACCACUUUCCAGACCCUAAACAUCUGUCAGAUCUCAAGCGACUCAUACUGCAAACUGAGCAUCCAGCAGCUACUCCUGUGCAGCGUCGACAAGCAGAAUUCAAAGACCAGUUCUCAUCCACUUCUCAACACCUCAGGCAGACUUUUU